UUUCCUCAUUGGUCAUGGUGUGCGGCAGCGUCUCUGGAGCCGAGGACCCGGAAGUAGUUCCAGAAGUAGCCGGUCGCGUGGUGUUAUCUCUUUGGGGAUUGCUUGCCAGGGCCGCUGCAAUGACCAAAAUAAAGGCAGAACCGGAUGGGCAGGAGGCUCCGGCGGAGGUGUGUUGCGGGGAGCGCACUUACCAAGAGCUGCUGGUGAAUCUUAACCCCAUCGCGCAACCCUUGGCUUCUCGCCGCCUCACGCGGAAGCUCUACAAAUGCAUCAAGAAAGCCGUGAAGCAGAAGCAGAUUCGGCGCGGGGUGAAGGAGGUUCAGAAGUUUGUCAACAAAGGCGAGAAAGGGAUCGUGGUUUUGGCAGGAGACACAUUGCCCAUUGAAGUAUACUGCCAUCUCCCAGUCAUGUGUGAAGACCGAAAUCUGCCCUAUAUCUACAUCCCCUCCAAGACGGACCUGGGUGCAGCUGCGGGCUCCAAGCGCCCCACCUGUGUGAUAAUGGUCAAGCCUCACGAGGAAUACCAGGAGGCCUAUGAUGAGUGCCUUGAGGAGGUACAGGCCUUGCCCUCACCCUUGUGAGGGACUUAGGUAGCACCCUGGGCACCUGUUCCGGAAGCUGCUGGGUUGGUGGCAGGCUGACUGGCUGCCCUUCUGUUGCCCACACUGGCAGCAUCUCCCUGGCUCCCCAAGGCACGUCGUCUUCCCAGGCAGCUCCAGCAGGUCUUUGAUGAAGGUAACACCAGCAUCUUCUCCAUCAGUGCUGUUUCUUAUUGAGCUUAAGUGAAGACAGUUCCAAGAAUGUGGAGUGAGGAAGUAAAUACUAAGUCUAAA
This is a messenger RNA of Otolemur garnettii (small-eared galago), 833 nucleotides long. RefSeq names its product NHP2 ribonucleoprotein (gene NHP2). Gene Ontology annotation, cellular component: box H/ACA snoRNP complex; nucleolus. Gene Ontology annotation, molecular function: box H/ACA snoRNA binding. The transcript has 4 exons. Gene Ontology annotation, biological process: rRNA pseudouridine synthesis; snRNA pseudouridine synthesis. The coding region runs from base 15 to 581 and encodes 188 amino acids. Lineage: Eukaryota; Metazoa; Chordata; Mammalia; Primates; Galagidae. The record is from RefSeq and is a predicted model, not a curated record.